AUGGAGGCCCAAUUGCCGGACGACAAUGGAGUCCGGUUUGAAGAGUUUGUGCGUGACGAGUAUGACAUUGACAUGGAUGAAAGAGGGUAUUCAGAGGUCACAAGCAGGCCGAACCCCGAUGAGAUACUUCCCUCAAUUGGGGAGGAUGUACUGAACCAUCUCGCAUCCAGUUUGCAUGAGGUGAAGUAUGCGGACUCUGCUGACCAACCAGUAGCGAUCAAGAAGGAGUGGCAGAAGGCCAUGGAACAUGGUAUCAAUUUAGACGUGAAUCUCCUGGUCCACUUUGAAAGUAUCCAAGGGGUCAUCCGGCAGGGGCCAAUAAUCUGCGGCUUGGCCUCUCCUUCCAGUGCCGGAGAUUGCGUACCUCGAAAGGCGCACCCCUGCCCCGGCGCAAUCUCGAUUUGGAAACCCGUGUGGGGUACGAGCUUGCUUAAAGUUUAUCCUGGAUCGCACAAGUUCCAGACAAUAGAGGAACUGCUGGAGAGCGGGAUCAGUCCUGUCACGCUACUACUAUAUCCUAACCAGGUCCUUUUCACCUGUGGCGGUCUGUGGAUAGAGGAAGGAAGUGGGGAAGGCUACCUGAUGUGGAUGGGAGUAUCUUUUAGCAUUAUUGGCCUACACGUCGACAAAUACUGUCUGGCUUUCAUAGCUCUGGCCUAUAAAGCUUCCCAGUUCCUUUCUUGGCAGUUACCACUUGGAAGAAUCAAGGGGGAUGCUGAGAAGCUCAUUCAACAGCAUCCCCCAUAUCCUCUCGAAGACAGACCAUCUCCCAGGGGAAGUGGACGGUCAGAAUCUGCAGAACGAAUCCUGGAGCUCUCUGUUGAAGGGUAUGAGAGGAUAGAAAGAUUCUUGGCUGAGCUAGGUGAUCCGACGCGGUUAAUUCUUUCCGCAAGCUAUGCUGCGACCGACAAUCCCAUAACAGCAUUCCUUACCUGUCAUAGGUCUGAGGAUCCGAAUGAUUGGCUUAUGCGUGCUGUUGCGACUCAGUUACUCGUUUGCCAAUACCGCAGCGGAUCUUACACGUCAGUUACCGAAUUUCUGCGGUUGGCGGGUUUGCCCGAUACGAGGCAUACAAGGAAUGCUCUUGCAAAUGGCUUGAAAAUGGACUAUUUCAAAGUUCCGGGUCUUUGGAUUGUCAUGAUGCGUGUUAUUUCGAGAUUCCCCCAGCUGCCCAUUCCGGAGGUACAUCGUAUCCCUGCGUUACUUAGUCAAUAUGGUGUUGUCCAGAACGCAGGCUCGCGAUGGACUAGGUUCAUGGAGGAGUCUGUUCGGUUGUAUUCCAUGUCAAUUAGCAGUCUGAGAGAUGAUCAUUGA
Aspergillus calidoustus is the source of this 1314-nucleotide messenger RNA. NCBI's taxonomy places the organism in Eukaryota, Fungi, Ascomycota, Eurotiomycetes, Eurotiales, Aspergillaceae. The record is from the annotation of a GenBank genome assembly.